UGCCCCCCUUCCGGUCCCCCUUCCGCAUCGCACCACACCCCUCACCGCCACCCCAAAGUCCCCGGCGACGCUCAGCCUCGACCUCGCCGUCGUUCCAGCCUAGGAUCGCGGCUCUACGGUGACUACUGGAUUGGCCUCCUCGACGGCGAGUGGAGCCAGUCAACCGUCGUUCCGGGCGUUUCGGAUCGCUCCCUCCUGGCGUCCGCUCGGAACCGGGCCGGGCCGCCGUGAAACCCUAGAUUUCGCUGCCCAGCGCACGGCGAUAUCGUGUGGUUCGUGCCCCCUCGCGAUGCCCAUAUAAGGAUACCCCCUCCACCCGAAGCUCUCGACACAACCGCUCUCGCGUUCUAGGGUUUGCGCCGCCUCGAGGAUAAUGGGUGGGCGCACGGUCGUAUCCGACGAUGAAGAAGAUGACUUUGUCGACGGCGAGGAGGAGGAACCGCGGCCGGCGCGGAGGGGCAGGGAUGAUAUCGACGAGCAGGACGAUGACGAGGAGGAAGAGGAGGACGAGGAAGAGGAGGGAGAGAAUGAGUACGAGAAGGAUGGCUUCAUAGUGGAUGAUGCGGAUGAAGAGGAGGAGGAAGAUGAACAGAGGGCAAGUGAUGAUGAGAGACGAAAGAAGAAAAAGAAGAAGAAGAGGGAAUCAGAGGAAUUCAUGCUUGACGAGGAUGACUACAUGUUGCUCCAGGAUAACAACAUCACUGGCAUCACUCGUCCGAAGCCUGCAAACAAAUUUAAGCGCCUGAAGAAGGCAGGAAGGGAAUUUGAAAUGGGUGACCAUUCUGGCUUCUCCGAUGAUGAUGGAUCGGGGAAAAGGCACACUGAUGAGGAGAAAGUCAAGUAUUCAUUGUUUGGUCAGCAUGAUCCCUUUGAGGAGGAUAUUGUUGAGGAGGAGGAUCAGCAGGCAGAGGAAGAUGAGGUUGGUGAAGAUGACAUGGACGAUGAAAUGGCGGACUUCAUUGUGGAUGAAGAGGAAAUUGAUGGGAAUGGCCAAGUUGUGAAAAGGAAGAAGGUUAAAAGGAAGCCUCUACGACAAGCUGCAGGUGUAUCAUCAUCUGCAUUGCAAGAGGCGCAUGAUAUAUUUGGGGAUGUCGAUGAGUUAUUAGCACUUAGAAAGCAAGAGCUUGAAAGGGAUGCUUUUAAUUCUGGUGAGUUGAGAGGGAACCGGCUUGAAGAUGAGUUUGAGCCAUUUAUUCUCGCAGAGAAGUAUAUGACAGCAAAAGAUGAGCAAAUAAAAGAAAAUGAUGUACCUGAGAGGAUUCAGCUGUCUGAAGAAUUGACUGGCAAUAUCCGGGACGACGAAACAAAGAGAGAGGAAGAAAGUGUAUGGAUACACAACCAACUCACUGGUGAUGGAUUUCUGUCAUUUUUUGGCAAUGAGCCAGUGAACAGGGAGAUUCAGCAGAAGGACAUCGUGAAUGUCUUGACCAUGCUACAUGUCAACAAAUUUGAAAUUCCAUUCAUUGCAAUGUAUAGGAAGGAAAAUUGCCUGAGCCUGCUGGAAGACUAUGAUGCUGAUGAACAUGAGAAUGAAGAAGUUCCACGUAAAAUGAGGUGGCAUAAGCUGCUCUGGGCUGUUCAGACCUUAGACAGAAAGUGGCUACUUCUUCAGAAGCGCAAGCUUGCUUUGCAGAUUUACUAUGACAAACGAUUUGAUGAUGAAAAACGGAGAAUAGAUGAUGUUACUAGGCAGUCAUUGAAUCGACAACUUUAUCACUCUAUCAUUGAAGCACUAAAGGAAGCAAAAUCUGAGAAAGAGGUCGAGGAUGUCGAUGCAAAAUUCAAUUUACAUUUCCCUCCUGGUGAAGUUGAAGAAGAAGGUCAAUUUAAGCGACCAAAAAGGAAAUCCUUGUACAGUAUUUGUCACAAGGCAGGGUUGUGGGAGGUUGCUAACCAAUUUGGCCGUAGUGCAGAGCAAUUAGGACACCAUCUAACUUUAACAAAGAUACCUGAAGCGGGUGAGCUUGACAGUGGGAAAGAUUCUCCAGAAGAUGUUGCUGCAAAUUUCACAUGUGCAAUGUUUGAAACACCACAAGAUGUUCUUCGGGGUGCCAGACACAUGGCAGCAGUGGAGAUUGGUUGUGAGCCUAUUGUAAGAAAGCACAUCAGGAGUAUCUUCAUGAAUAAAGCUGUUGUCUCAACAAGCCCCACACCUGAGGGCAAUUUGAUCAUAGAUGCUUACCACCAACUAUCAGGCUUCAAGUGGCUUGAAGAGAAACCACUAAACAAGUUUGUAGAUGCACAAUGGCUUCUUAUUCAGAAAGCAGAAGAAGAAAAGCUCCUCAAGGUUACCAUAGAAUUACCAGAAGGUGCAAAGAAAGAGCUCAUAGCUGAGGCUCGUGAGAAUUAUCUAAGUGACUGUGUCAGCAAGUCUGCACAACUGUGGGAUGAGCAACGGAAGAUGAUACUGGAUGAUGCCUUCUUGACAUUCCUUCUUCCAUCAAUGGUAAAGGAAUCUCGUUCGCUGUUGACAGCAAAAGCCAAAAGUUAUCUCCAUAUGGAAUAUGGGAAACAGUUAUGGGACAAAGUUUCUGUUGCUCCUUGGAAGAAGAAGGACGCCGACAAGAAGGAUGCUGACAUUGAUAUGGAUGAUGAAUCAGAGUUGAGGGUUAUGGCCUGCUGCUGGGGUCCUGGGAAGCCAGCAACCACUUUUGUAAUGUUAGACUCGUCAGGAGAAUUGGUUGAUGUUCUAUAUGCUGGUUCUAUUAGUAUUAGAUCUCAAGGUGUUUCUGAGCAGCAGCGGAAGAAGAAUGACCAGCAACGAGUUCUGAAGUUUAUGACUGACCAUAGCCCGCAUGUUGUAUGUGUAGGAGCAUCAAAUUUGAAUUGCAGACAACUCAAGGAUGAUAUUUAUGAGGUUAUUUUUAAAAUUGUAGAAGACCAUCCAAGGGAUGUGAAUCCGCAAAUGGAAAAUUUUAGCAUUGUCUACGGUGAUGAAUCCGUGCCUCGCUUGUACGAGAAUUCUCGAAUAUCUUCAGAUCAGCUGCCUGGCCAGUCAGCUAUCGUGAAGCGUGCUGUGGCGCUUGGUCGGUACUUGCAGAAUCCUUUGGCGAUGGUUGCUACACUCUGUGGACCUGGGAAAGAGAUACUGUCAUGGAAACUACACCCCCUUGAGCACUUCCUUACUCCUGACGAGAAGUAUGAAAUUGUUGAGCAAGUAAUGGUCGAUGCGACAAAUCAGAUUGGUUUUGAUGUUAAUCUUGCUGCUAGCCAUGAGUGGCAUUUUUCCACUUUACAGUUUGUUGCUGGUCUGGGACCACGCAAAGCUUCAGCUUUGCAGAAGGAGUUGGUAAGGGAGGGAUCCAUUUUUAGUCGCAAGGAGCUGGUGAAACCUCUAGGCAGGAAAGUAUUCAUGAAUGCGUCUGGCUUUUUACGUGUCCGACGAAGUGGUGCAGCUGCAGCAAGUGCUCAAAUUAUUGAUCUUCUUGAGGAUACAAGGAUCCAUCCUGAAUCAUAUGCAUUAGCAAAGAAUUUGGCCAAGGAUGUCCGUUCCGAGGAUUCAAAUGAAGUGAAUGAAAUGGAUGACGAUGAACAAGAGAUGGCUAUUGAGCACGUAAGAGAAAGGCCAACUUUGCUCAGAAAUCUUAAAAUUCCUGAAUACAUGGAAAGUAUUUCGGAGGAGUUCCGUAAAAGGCAAACAUUGGUUGACAUAAAGAUGGAACUACUGAGUGGUUUUUCUGACUGGAGGACCCCGUAUGCUGAGCCAAGUCCAGAUGAGGAAUUCUGGUUGCUUUCUGGUGAAACUGAGGAUAACAUAUCAGAUGGAAGGACUGUUCAAGUAACUGUUCGUAACAUACAAGAGAACCGAAUAAUAUGCACCUUUGAUUCUGGUUUGAAAGCCAUAGUUAUGGGAGACAACUAUUCUGAUGACGUGGCCUUUGAUGCAGAAUCACUGCAGCUACAUGAAGGUGAUGUAUUAACUGGCAAAAUUAAAAAUGUUAAUAAAAAUAGGUUCAUAGUUUACCUAACAUGCAAGGAGAGUGACAUGAAGCGAAGACCAUUCACCAGAAAUAAUCAUGACCCAUUCAAUCAUGAAAAACACAUUGUUCCAAACAAGGAUGAUAAGGCUCGGAAAGAAAAGGAACUCGCAAAGAAACUUUUCAAACCCCGUAUGAUAGUUCAUCCUCACUUUCAGAACUUGACAGCUGAAGAAGCAAUGCAGUUCUUGGGAGACAAAGAGCCUGGUGAGAAGGUCAUUCGGCCUAGUCUCAAGGGCCCAUCAUUUCUAACACUUACAUUGAAAAUAUUUGAUGGUGUCUUUGCACACAAGGAGAUAACUGAAAGUGGAAAGGAUCAUAAAGAUAUUACAAGUUUGCUUCGCCUUGGAAAAACACUCACCAUUGGUAAUGAAUCUUUUGAAGAUCUUGAUGAGGUAAUAGACAGAUAUGUGGAUCCGUUGGUUGGCAACUUGAAAAGCAUGCUGUCUUAUCGCAAAUUCAGGAAAGGGUUAAAAGGUGAAGUUGAUGAUGCGUUAAGGGCAGAGAAGGCAGAGAAUCCUAUGAGAAUAGUAUAUUGUUUUGGCAUAUCUCAUGAGCACCCAGGCACCUUUGUAUUAUCUUACAUUAGGAGUACAAAUCCACAUCAUGAGUAUGUCGGGUUGUUCCCAAAGGGCUUCAGAUUUCGGAAGCGAGAUUUUGACAGCAUUGAUCGCCUUGUGUCAUAUUUCCAGAAACAUAUUGACAAACCGCCACCUGAUGCUGGUCCUCCAAUGCGAAAUGUUGCUGCAAUGGUUCCAAUGAAAAAUUCAUCUUGGGCUUCUGGUGGUGCUGGUGGUGCAAAUGAUGGAUGGAGGGGAGAUGGUGAUAAUGAUAGGGACAGGCCAUUCUCUGGAAGAACAGGAGGCAGGUUUGAUUCAAGGAACAGUUCUGGUGGCCGUGGGCGUGGGCGCGGGCGUGGCCGAGGUAACUUUGGAAAUGAUGGUGGUGGCGACAACAGUGGUGGAUGGACUGAUAACAUUGGCGGUGGCAGCGGCGGAUGGGGCACAGGUGGAGGAUCUGGAGGCGGGGAUGCUGGAUGGGGUGGCGGGGGUGGCGACAGCAACCGUGGCGGUGGCUGGGGUGCAGCUGCUGCUACCUCUGAUGGCGGUGACGGAGGCUGGGGAGGAGCAGCUCCUGGUGGCAAUGGUGCUGCUGGUAACGACGACUCGGGAUGGGGCAGCGCCAAAAAGGCAGCCCCAGCGCAGGAUGGGUGGGGUGGCGCAAGUGGGGGUUGGUGAAUGGUGUGCCGUGCCUGCAUACACCACCGGAGAAACUGUCGGAUGGAAGUUCUUUUCUGUUUGAAUCCUGUUAUGGUUCUGUUUACUAUUGUCGAUGGGAAACAUUGCCACUAUUUCCCGACUUGCUAUGCUGUUCCAUUAUUAAGGAGACAUGCUAAACUGCUAGUUGCUGCCGGUCUUGAUUUUACAUGUACAGUUUUCAUACAUUUGGUGUCUUAUUUCUUGCCAGCACUUCGGUUUUCCAGUGA
Messenger RNA from Brachypodium distachyon (stiff brome), 5463 nucleotides. Its product is annotated as transcription elongation factor SPT6-like. Gene Ontology annotation, cellular component: transcription elongation factor complex. The record is from RefSeq and is a predicted model, not a curated record. The transcript is spliced from 17 exons. Gene Ontology annotation, biological process: transcription elongation-coupled chromatin remodeling; nucleosome organization; mRNA transcription by RNA polymerase II. Bases 374 to 5215 code for a protein of 1613 amino acids. Lineage: Eukaryota; Viridiplantae; Streptophyta; Magnoliopsida; Poales; Poaceae. Gene Ontology annotation, molecular function: histone binding; nucleic acid binding; nucleosome binding.